This is a messenger RNA of Gavialis gangeticus (Gharial), 3230 nucleotides long. It is a transcript of the gene FGF17, whose product is annotated as fibroblast growth factor 17. The record is from RefSeq and is a predicted model, not a curated record. The transcript is spliced from 2 exons. NCBI's taxonomy places the organism in Eukaryota, Metazoa, Chordata, Crocodylia, Gavialidae. Gene Ontology annotation, molecular function: type 1 fibroblast growth factor receptor binding; type 2 fibroblast growth factor receptor binding; growth factor activity. Gene Ontology annotation, biological process: positive regulation of protein phosphorylation; regulation of cell migration; positive regulation of gene expression. Gene Ontology annotation, cellular component: cytoplasm. Bases 2280 to 3020 code for a protein of 246 amino acids.
UGGAGCAAGGUGUUCACAGCUUUGGUUGGAAACGAGUCCUGGGGGGACUUCAGUCCUGACUUCCAAGUUUUGCUCUCAGCGAGUCACGAGGGUGACCAGGGAGUAGACACUGCGUUUCUUCUCCAGCGUGGGCAAGGUUGCACCCGGUCGUGAAGCGCACACUCCAGUCCAACCUGAGCUUUCUCAGGACAGGCGAAAGCUUGGCCCUAUUGGGAACAGAGGCAAAGCUCCCUGAGGCUUCAGUGGGGACAAGAUGUCCCUAUUUUGGUUUAAGAAUCCAGCAUGUCCAAAAUAUCUCCUGCCAAGGUUAUUGGGGGUGAUCUGACCAUCAGGAGGGAAUGCAGUGUGUCAGAGGUACAAUGGCUUGUUACGGUGACAAUCCAGCUUUGCUCUCGGGACAAUAGACCUAGAUUCUCUUAGGGUGAAAUUAUGAGCAACUCCAGCUGAGUUUAGAUUAGUGCGGUAUUGGGGGUUAAAUGUCAAUUAGCAGCAGAAAGGCAGGGCACUGAGAUCUCGUCUGACCUUCAGACACAGCUACAUGUAGGUAGCUGGGAAGAUUAGUACAUUGUCUUCAGCAGCUGAGCUAAUCAAAGGGAAGAUUUUUAACUGGGUUUAAAAUACAUCUGGCUCCUGCUCUCCGGCUUCUGUGGGAGAAGAAAUAAGCCUGCAUUGAUGUCCCUAUUGUUAGACAACAGAACGGGCCGGUUCCCAUUCGUGCAGCAGCAUCAGGGUAAAUGGAAAGGGUCUGUGUUAUGAAUAAUACUAAGUUUAUCCGGACUUUUAAUUACUGCAGGGUUGCACAGAGAUGGUAAUGCUUUUCAGAGGAGGGUUUAUCCAAAGCCAAAAGAUAAAAGCCGCCCUUUCGCAGAAGCUUUCAUCUGGGGGAAAAAAAAAAUAAAAAAGGAUAAUUAAAAAUUGUCCCAGAAGGGGGAAUUCCUCUAUCUGUUGAGAAAUUGGGUAGGAUCAGUUAAUUAGGUCUCAUCAGGAAGGGCAUGGCAGACCAGCUGUGGGCCAAUCAGUGAGGAACAGUCAAAAAUCUUAAUUGUCCCACUGGAUGGAAACCUGCUCGUUAUAAAGGAAACGGUGCACGUUUUCCUGAGAGCGCAGCAGAUAAGGGACUUUGCAGACUGGGGAAUACAGAACCCACCCCCUUGGCAUGAACUUCCCCGGUGCCAGUUUCUGCACGUACCUAGGACUACGGCCAGUCCACGGGGAGAAGGGCUGUCCUCUUGAAGCACCAAGCAGCCACGCUUAGGUGCAUGAAGCAGGACCAGUGCAGCUUGCCUUUCUUUAUCCUAAACUUGCCUUUCCUAAUCAGCUUGAUUUAGCAGCUGCAGCCGGAGGCCUAAGGGUGGGAGGCAAGCGUCUCAUCUGACUUCAUUGCUGUUACUCAUCCAGGGCUGAGGUGGAAGCUGCCUGGAGGUGGCAUUAGCCCCAGCUAGAGCUCAGCUUGGAGCCACCUGAUUAGUUGGCGAGGUGGUGUCUUCUCCCGAGCAGGGAUGCAUGCAUUCAGAAAUGUGGGGAGGUCCCUCCCCGUUAUUACAGCAAGGGAGUGCACUGAGAUGCUCAUCUAGAAGAGCGCAGGCCCCUGGUGGGUCCCACAGUGCAACAGGGCUCAGAGCUGCACAGUUUUGCCUCCAUGUAUAUCCGUCCACGCCUGCUGCUUCUAACUAGUCGUCUGCAGCAGCAAGCGUUACGCUGGAGACAGAGGGCAGAGAAAAAAGCAUGCAUCCUGCUGGCUUCUCACCCUAGGCCCAGAACAGUCUCUGGGCUGAAAUGCACCCCACAAACCUCACGGCACCCCCAUUUCAAGCGGUUAAAUACAACACUCCUAGCACCGAGCAGUGAUAAACAACUCCCACUCCCUGCGUGCCAGGCUUAACCCUUCCCAAACCAGGGGAUUGUCUUAAAAAUCAUGAGAUUUUGGGAAAGCACCCCUGCCCUGCAGCGUGGCAAUUUGCUUGCUGGUUUCUGAGCCUUUAGGUUGCUUGCGGGUCACACGUGAAAGCUUUUCUCUGCAACCAGGAAGGUGGAAACCUCGCUUUUUCCCCCCUAAAGGAAGCGGAGAGUCCAGCAGCAAGGCAAAAACCCCCCAGUAAAUAUGAUGGGAAUUGUCACUAAUGUGGCAGUGAUUGCAGCCUGAGCUUUCUGCAAAAGCCAAAGGCGCAGAGUCCAGCGGUACAUUAUAUUGGCUCCUGGGGAAUCCUCCGUCACCCGCUGUUGGGACAUGACACGUUGGGAACUGUCGUGUGUCAGAGAGCUGCAAAGGAUGAGCUUGAAUGUCCUUAACACAAAUGCUCUGUUUCCAUGUAAAAGGCCAAGGCUGCUCGGAAAGAAACUGCCCUGACUUCCCAACCUGCAGCUACUGCCCUCUUGCCCGGUCCCCUUCUCCGGGUGACCUAAGCAAACACCCGUGCAGGCUGCAGGUAGCAGAGCACAGAAGUGGGCGAGAGCAGGGUUUGCAGCGAUACAGACGCUUUGCCUGUCGGCGCAUCGCUCCAGCCAGUGCUAUUCUAGCCAGCACGUGGACAGGCUGUUGCUCGAAGGAGCUCUCUCCCGUCCCCCCUGGCUCCUUCUCUCUCCCCCCACCCCUCUUUCUCUCUCUCUUCCCUUCAGCAAAGCUGAUUGUGGAGACGGACACUUUCGGGAGCCGCGUGCGCAUCAAGGGAGCCGAGAGCGAGAAGUACAUCUGCAUGAGCAAGAGAGGGAAGCUCAUUGGAAAGCCCAACGGCAAGAGCAAAGACUGCAUCUUCACCGAGAUCGUGCUGGAGAACAACUACACGGCCUUCCAGAACGCGCGCCACGAGGGCUGGUACAUGGCCUUCACGCGCAAGGGCCGCCCCCGCAAAGCCUCCAAAAGCCGGCAGAACCAGCGGGAAGCGCACUUCAUCAAGCGCCUGUACCGCGGCCAGCUGCCCUUCCCCAACAACGCCGAGCGGCAGAAGCAGUUUGAGUUUGUGGGCUCCUCGUCGCCGACCCGCAGGACCAAGCGCACCCGCCCCCCGCGGCCUCUCACGUAGUGCCACACGCUGCCCCACCCCGCAGGGGACACGUGGGAUGCCCCCCCUGCUCUGUGUGCCCCACAGCCACGUGUGCAGCUGCUCCAUCCCGGGCAUCAUCAGACAACACGGCCUGCUGUGUGCCCGCCCCCGUGCCCACUGCCCCGGUGGCACAUAGGACUCUGCCUCUCCCACCCUGUGCCUCCCAGGCCCGUGUUGUCACCCCCCCCC